Myxocyprinus asiaticus (Chinese sucker) is the source of this 2515-nucleotide messenger RNA. RefSeq lists its product as uncharacterized. Lineage: Eukaryota; Metazoa; Chordata; Actinopteri; Cypriniformes; Catostomidae. The record is from RefSeq and is a predicted model, not a curated record. Bases 91 to 1683 code for a protein of 530 amino acids. The transcript has 2 exons.
ACAGGUUGCAUUUCCUUUCCUAGUAUUGUAGAACACCAAGAUCUAUCCAACACAGCAAUUGCUUAAAGAUUUACAAAGAGUUUUAACGCCAUGAGGGGACAAAACUACCAGCAAUUUGCUGGUUACUGUAGUAUCUUUCUUCUGAUUGAGUUUGCAGUUUUGAAUAAUGGACACAAUUCAUUUUCAACUGCAGAUUUCCAUGAACAAAACACAACAAAUGGCUUAAAGCAAAAUGAAAGGCAAGUGAUCACUAACAAGGAAUCUGAUUGCUUGGCAAACAUCUUAAAAGAGACCGAAGUUCAGCAAUGCAGGAAAUUAACGCUACUGGAAAACCAGCAGGUAACUUUGUGCAACUCCACAGAAGAGCAACAACUGUACCAGUUCUGGAAAUCUCAGCCUUUAGCAAGAAAUCUCUACACACUUCUAUCUGCAGUGCUUUAUUCUGUUAGUGACUGUCCUGGUAUGGCUGGCAAUCGACUGGAGGAAGCUGUGAAUGAGAUGGGCUGUGAGUUGGUGAGUGAAAUACUAAAGGAGGUUCGAUUUUUAUAUGAGGAAUUGCAUCUUGUUGGUGAUCUGGAAACGUAUUGCACUGUAUGGAGAAAACCUGCAGUUUUGUCUCAUACUACUGCAAUCAUAAGAGAACUCCUCAAUGGAACAUAUUCAACUUUCAUAACUGAAGAGGAACUGAAGAGCUCUUUAAGAAGAGAUGCUUUGAUUCAAAUUUGCAGUUUUAUCAAAAACUCACCAAGUUCAAGACCAAUGGACUCCUUUAUUCCUGAGCCAUCAAAACAACAGAAUUCUUUGCAAUACAUAACAGAUUCCAAUCAGGGUUGUUCUCAUGAAGAUGAAUAUUCACAGUGCAAAGUGAGUCUAAAACAAAGAGACACAAACAAUAAAAGUGGAGAAAUUGAGGAACUGGCAUUUUUCAAAAGACUUGACAUGAAAAUCCUAAAUUUAACAAGAAAUUCAGUAACGCAGUUCUAUUUUCUAAAAUCAACCACCAGUUGCAAACUUUUAUCAGGUGAUCUGAAUACCAGUCUACCUGUGCCUAAAGACUAUGAUGAAAACAAACUUGACAACUUUGUAUGGCACUGGGAAAACGAGAAAACAUUCAAAAAUAACAUUACCGGAACCAAGACAAGAUCAAAGCAAGGAGAAUGCGUCCGUGCUACAAGCUACAGAGAAAGUAUAAAGGAACUACAGCUCUGGUACUGGAGUAACAGACAGAUUAUUAACCUCAACUCAGGUUUUGCAUUAGAGUUGAUUGAAAUCCAAGACAAAAUGAAUUCGUAUCAUAUUAUUUCAACAUCUCCUAGAGAUUUGGAAGAUAGACUUGUGUUAAAUCAAUUGUGGACCAGAAAAUCCAACUUAAUCCAAUCUAUUAAGUACCCAGGACUGUUUCUAGAUGUUUAUAAGAAAAGUAAAGUACAUCUUUCUACUAUGCCUAAAGGUAACUGGUCAUUUGUUGAUUUUCAAGAUGAUAGUGUUGUGAAUUCUUGCAUAGAGUUUGAUCCCACUGUACCAUCUCUGUGUCCAUGCAAUAAUACAUUUGAGUAUAAAUCUAAUGAAAAUUACAUGCUCAAACAGUAUCAUCCUGAGGAGCAGUUAUGGUAUUGGCAAGCACAUCAUGUCAUCAUUGCUUACCACCAUCUGAUAGUCAGUGCUGCAAAGCAAACUAUAUAGUGCAAAUGCUAAAUUUAAAGGCUAUAUAAUAAUUGUGUCUGGUUUAUGCCCUGGACAUCUAAUAUUGUGUAUAUUUGUUGUGUUAUUUUUUAAUUAAUUAGUAUUUGUGUUUGGGUGGCAUGGUGGAAUAGUGGUUAGUGCUGCUGCCUCACAGCACCAGGGUCCUGGGUUCAUUUCUGGCCUCAGGGGUCUGUCUGUGUGGAGUUUGCAUGUUCACCCCUAUGUGUUCGCAUUGUGGGUUCUCCGGUUUCCUCCCACAGUCCAAAGACAUGCUGUUCAGGUUGAUUGGUCACUCUAAAUUGCCUUCUGUGUAGGUGUGUGUGUAGUGCCCUGCGAUGGACUGGUGUCCUGUCCAGGGUGUAGUCCUGCCUUGCACCCUGUGUCUGCCAGGUUAGGCACCGGCUCACCGCAACCCUCUAAAGGAUUAAGCGGUUAUUGAUGUUGGAUGGAUGGAUGUAUAAAAGUUCUUUGUUUGAUAUCAUUGACUUACAGUAUAUUAUAUUACAGUGCAAUUAAAAGUAUCCAAGUUAUAUUAAUAUUUAGUAUAUAACAAUAAAACCUUUGCAAGUAAAUCAUGUAACAAAUUGUUUGUGUUUGUUACGUUUUCAUAUGUUGUUACAACUGUUUAAGUAAGGUGUGUAUUAUUUGCUUUUAUUAUAUCUUUUGUACACUAUUAAAUUGCAGUCUAAAGUCUCUAUGAAACUAAAAUCCCUUAAAAUGUCCUCAUUUAGUCAUUAAUUUAUCCCUGAAAAUAAAAAUUACCCAUUCACUUAAAUUAAGGACAAAUUAAAAUGUGUCUCUUCAGACUUAAAACCCCUUCAUUUCAUUUCUC